CCGCUUGUCACGCUGCUCACUCACUACCACAUAGAUCGAAAUAUCCGACGUCAACCUCCUUCAUCACUGCGGCGUCGAUCAGUGGCAGCUUUUGCGUCCUCUGCAGCUGUCCUUUGCUCUGUCUUCCUCGUCUUAAUCUAGCGAGCAGCUGCUCGCAAGGAGGAGGCAGAAGGAGCAGCCGCUCCCUGGUGCUGCCUAGCCAUCCAUCUGCAACGCUCUGCGUCUCAUCGAACUAGGCGUGGGCCUCUGACUGCUCAACAUGAGCACCAACAGCAGCUCAGAUACGUCGUCGCAGCGUCAAGACGCAGACCCUUCAGCUGCAUCAGGCAGCAGUAGUGGCUCCAAAGCUGCGAAUGGCGAUGCUGAGCGGCGUAACGGUGAAGACAGUGAGCGAGCAUCAAAGCGACACUCAAUAGCCACCACUCCAGCUUCACCCAGCCUCACCAUCAGCACCUUUGACGACGAUGAAAAGCGCAGCGGCGGCAGCAGCAACGAUCUGGCCUCGAGCUCGUCGCAGCUGCGACAGCCUGCGCCCAUUCGACCUGGUGAUACGCUGUCACCCUCAGCGUCACCCUCAUAUGCGCCACACAAGCAUCAUCAUCAACGAUCAAGAUCGGUCAAUCUGAGCCCAGUCAUGCGCGUGGGCUCCUUUGUCCCACCGCCCUCUUCGCCCAAAAAUGCUCCUGGCGGCGUCAAUCUCAAUCUAGCAUGGGAGAACAACUUUGCGAGUGGUAGCGGCGGAGGGGCCAGUACUGGUAGUAGCAGCAAUGCCGGCAGCAGCAAGUCGCCCAGUGCAGCCUUCAUUGCCAAUGGGAUGGACCCUCGCCAUCGAUCUGCGUCGCCUCUCAACCUUGGAGGCCCGCUGAAGGUGCCUGCUACAAGGCCAGCGAGUUCCGGCGGUGAUGCCAAUCACUCCUUUCCUCCUCACAUUGAGCGUCAGCUGCACUCUCGCUCUCCAGAACUGUCGACAAGACGUGGAGCUCACGGCUCUUCGUCAUCUGCGCAUCGCAAUGCCUCUCCAGCUCGCCUGUAUGCGAUGCCUGUCUCACCUCGCCUCAAGGCUUUCGGAUCAGAUCGAAUGCGUCGAUCCUCGAGCUCCUCGAGCAGCGGCAGCAGCGGCAGCGACAAAGGGGCACAUCAUACCGGCUCUUCCCCCCCCAAUCGCCCAGCAUCUCCAGUCCCGGGCCCCAUCAAUCCGGAUCCAGAGCAUGCGUUCGACUCAAUAUGGCCCUCAGACGCAGCGGUGGCUUCUACUUCCCCCUCAUCACCACAGCGGCAUCGUGGCGAGCUGCUACAUAAUUGGAUGAUGGAUCGCAGGAGGUCAGAGUCUCGCUCGCCCUCUCACGCCGAUGCGCAGCGAGCAUCAUUAGCGCGAUCUGCCUUUUCCUCAUCGCCGGGUAGCGCAGGUUCGGGCUCUGCGUCAUCGCCCAUCAUUAUCAAAGGUGGUGGACCAUUCGGCCACAGGAAGUCACUAUCGGCUUCGAGUAGCAACUCGAGCGCCUCGCCCACGAUCUCGAUUUCAAUGCUGGAGCCGUCGAGAGGUGGCUCGCCAGCGCCCAGUAGUACGCCGCCACCUGGUAGCGCUGGCCUACAUCGCUCGGCCAGCAAUCCAGGACUGCAGAUUGUUUCGCCGCCUCCUGCCAGAGGCAGCCCUGUCUCGCGUUUCAUCAGCCCGACGACGUCGAGCGUCAAGGUCGAUGCUCAGAGCGUCUUGGCAGAGGUGACGCCAAGCGGGGAAUCACCGCCGGCCUCGCCAAAGUCGCCGACGUCUUCUUCGCGAUAUCUGAGCAGCGGCAGCGAGGGGCAGGUGCAGAGACGAAAUAGUCUCAAUACAGCGCGACGACGGUCUCUUGCUCUGGGCGAUGGCAGUCCCACUUCUCCCAGCACUCUAGGCUCGCCGUCCUUUCCUCCACGCAGCGGCAGUACGUCGCCCUUUGCCAACAGGUCAGGCGCAAGUCUCGCACGCUCCCCUACACCAACCGCCCCUGGUACAUCGGAAUCGCCUCCCAAGACUCGCUCUUUCAUCGGCAUGCCACCGCGCUCAGGCUAUGAGCUGUCAGACGAUCCAGACGACGUUGGCUCAGAAGACGGGACGAGCAGCAGUGUCUCUAGCGGAGGUCAGGACGAUUCAAAGAGCCAAACGACGGACGAUGAUGAUGAGGAGCGACGCCGUGUGCGCGAGGAGGAUGACGACGACGAAGAAGACGCCGAUGAACGGGAGGAGAGGGAGACAGGGGCCUUCGAGGCUGAUGAAGAGGACGCGCUUGCCAAUGAGCGGCGCACGGAGAAUGCGAGGCAGCUGCGGGAUCAAAGUCCGUCACCGACGCCCGCAGGGGAGGAGACAGAAUCGUCGUCGACGCCUAUGCGACCUGCGUUGCCAAAGCGGCCCAGCCUCACGCGCUCGUCAGCCGUCCCCUCGAUGCCGCCAAGUGCGCCCUCGCAGCCCGCUCCUUCGUCCUUCAACCCCUUGCGACACUUUGAUGUCGGGGCAGGAGCCUCUGACCCAUCGAUGUGGCACGAUCCUGCAACCAACGCCGACAAUGCCCCGCCUGCAGACGGCAAUGACUCGCUGCUCGAAGGCAUCACGAUCCCUCCACCUGAUCCAGCGGACAAUCACCCAUCGUCCGAGUCACAGCCUAUCGCAAGCGCCGUGCUGGCCGCGAUGGAGGAUGACGACCAAAUAGGGCACGAUGAGGAGCACGACCUCGAGAGCGGAGGUGCGGGCGAAGAGGGUGAGGGCGAAGACUCUCACAGCCAGGACACCUCAGGCGGGGAGGAGUCCCUCUCGACGCUGGAGCGCAUCUUCCUCUUCGCCAAGAGCGAGAUGACGUAUCAUCGUAUCAUCGUCUCCCGCUCUCUCCCUCACUGGAUUCGCGAGGUCGAGCUGAGCGAGGCCGUCGAGUACGUCAUUGCCCUGCUCAAUGGCUUGGCAACGGAUGACGCCGAUGUCUGUACGGCAUUCGCCGGAGAGUUGGAUCAGAUCAUGUGGUUCUUCUUCUUGAACUGCCCACUGGCAGAGAAUGAUAGCGAGGAGGGAGAGGAUGGUGAAGGAGAUGCUGGAGAUGAGAGCAAAGCGACGAGACCGCGCCUGCCAGUGGGCGUCUUUACGCCGCUGAUAUGCGCGCUGCUCCUCAACCAGAAUGCAACUGUCGCACAGACGGCUCAGACUUCACUGGUGCAAUUCUUUCAGCGACUCAACCGCGGUGAGGAGGAUGAGCAGGAUAGGGAUGGGUUGGUCUUGCACGCUGCUGGGAGAGAGGGCGAGCUCGUCGACUACGAGGCGUACAAGCUGGAUGCGAAGGCGAAGCAGAUUGUUGCGAACGAGCUGCUCGAGCAUGUUGCCUUCUCGAUGGGCAGGCACAGCCAGCAGGGCCAAAAUCAUGAGGAGCACAGUGGCAACGAUCUGGGCGAGGUCGAGAAGGCGCAGGAGAACGGCGUUAGCGGGGACAAGGCUGUCGACGAGCCGCUCGGUCAAGCGCAGCCGUCAGAGAGCGACGAAGACUCGUCGUGGGAUGCAGAAAUGCGCGAGGACGGGGACAUUGACAUUGGCGGGCUGGCCGCCGACGACUGGCGCAAGAUCUCUUCUCCAUUCGGCAGCUCCUCGCCCAUCUUCGAUGCUUACGACCGCGCAGACAUCGACGAGGAGGCUGCGGUGGGGCGAAUGGCUGCCGUGAGCCUGAUUGGGGCCUUGAGCUUGGAAGCUGGCGCCGUAUCCCCCAGCACCGUCUCGGAUCGCUUCCUUCCCGAAAUUCUCUCCCUGCGCGAUGACGCUGCCUUUUACGUGCGCAAGGAAGUGGCUAUGGCCCUCGGCGCUCUCAGCAAGCAUCUCGACGCCGAGCAGGUGCAGGAGCGCGUUCUGCCUGCCUUCGAGCAGCUCUGCGCUGACAAGAUCUGGCACGUCCGCCAAGCCGCCACGACUUCGCUUCCGGCCAUCUUUGGGCGCGUUAAGGGCCAGGUCAAACGCGAGACGGUCGUCAAGCUCAUGCGGGCUUUUGCCGGUGAUGUGUCGCGCAAUGUCAGGACAACGGCGCUCGAGAUCAUCGGCGAGGCUAUUUACCUCUUUCAUGAGGAUGAAGGCGGGGUGCCGCAAGAGCUGGUGCGCUUCUUCCUUGGCGAGCCGUUCGACGAAGAGCAGGAGAGCAGCAGUGCGGGCGAGGGGCUCAGCAACGACAAGCAGGAUGGCAGCGAGGGCAGCUUCCUCUUUGCCGACUUUGACUUUGGCUCGGCGAUGAAUGGCGGCGCGAACAAGCGAUCUACGAUGUUGGCGGCGUCAGGCAGCGAGUCUGGCGUGCCGCCCACGCCGCUGUGGGAGCGUCCCGACUACAAUGCUGGCUUCGAUGAUGCGGACCGACGACUGGUCAUGGCCUACAACUUUCCCGCUGUCGUCCUCACCCUCGGCGGCGAUGCGGCAUGGCCUCGCCUGCGUCAGGCGCACGCUCGUCUCAUCUCCUCGGACUCGCCCAAGGUGCGCCAAUCGCUCUCUGCCUCUCUACACGAGAUCGCCAAGCUUGUCAGCACUGAAACGGUGCGCGAUGAGUUGCUGCCAACAUUUGAGCGGCUGCUCUCGACCAACGACGAGGAGAGUGAUGUCAAGGCCGCGCUGCUGGAGAACGCGAAUGUGCUCCUCUCACGCGCACCCAAAGAUGCAGCGCUACGCCAGCUCGGUCUACUGCGCGACCUCUGGUCAACAAGCUUCGCCAACGACUGGCGAUUACGCGAGGCCCUCGCUUUGCAAGUCCCGCUCCUCGCCGACUCGUUCGUAGGAGACGACGAUGAGGGCUGCUUGAUGAGCAUCAUGCAGGCGGCUUUGUGCGACGCCAUCUCGUCUGUGCGCGAUGCGGGUGUCAAAGCAGUGCCAGCGCUGUACCGCAACUUUGUGCUGCAGCACGACCAGACAAUUGCGGACGGUGUGCUAGGGAUGUUGAGCGACAUGGGAGAGGCAAAGAGCUACCGUGUGCGCGUUGGUUUUCUCCGCGCUGUUGAGGCUUUGGUGCGGGAAGAGGGCGGCGAGGCGGAGAAUGAGCAGAGCAAGGAAGGUCAUGGUCGCCUCAACGCUGCUUCGUUCAGGCUUGUGGUGCUGCCCCGCCUCAUGGAGCUGGCCAGCGAUCUCGUGAUCGACGUGCGUCUGGCCCUCUCCAGCCUGGUCACCACCAUCUGCCACCGACAUCAGCAAAGCGACAAGAGCACAGAGGAUGGCGAGGGUGGCUUCUCCCGCUCGUCACGCAUGAUCGACCUACUUCGCCACCUCUCUCGCGACUGGAGUUCGGAAGUGCGCGACCCAGUCCUCGCCGUGCUUGCUGUCAUGUUCGGCCAGGAAGACCCCAUCUGCCAGCUCGAAGAGGGGCAAGCGCACGAGCGUCGAGCCCGAAGGCGUAGCGAGCUGGUACUGGGCCCAGCUGACGGGGGACCACAUCGUCCGCCGCCGAGCGAGAAUGGCGACUACCAGAACAAUGGCGGCACAUUGACGACGAUGAUGGACUUUGACCAAGACGGCGAGGACGAGGAUGACGAGGGGCAACAGGGGAUUGGAGAGCCCUUCCAGAUGGACGAGGAUGAUCAGCCCUACAACUCGCUGCAUCAGCGACAGAGGCGGAAUCGACAUCGCUCGCACCAGAUGAAUGGGCAUCGCGGGUACGAUGACGACGAGGAGGAUGACGAUGAGGGCAUGGAGGACAUGCUCGACUCGGACCUCGAGAUGGUCAAUCUGGACGACGCCGCGGAGGCGAAUGGCGAUGCAGACGCUACGAUGACGGACGACAAGCAGGGCGCCAACGUGCUUGGCCUCGAGAAUCACCCCUCGACAGCAUCGGCAGACGAGUCGUUCGAGAGCUUCACUUCGAGCGACAGCGGAGAUGCCGGCAACACAGGCGAGAUCAUGUACCUCACCUCGCCGGAGCGACCUUGCGAUGUCUGGAGCGGCCAGCAGUCCUUCUUCAGCGCGUCCCACGACGAUGCCCCGCCGCAGGGAAAGGAGGAGCCGCCGGCCAAGGGCGAGGCGGGCGAGGAGCAAGAUGAUGGCGGCAGCGAAGAGGGGAGCGACGAUGAGGGCCAAGCAGAGGCCAAGACUUCGUCUGCAGAUCCCUUCUUGAGUUUCGUCAGCUUCAACCUGGGCGCAGCGGGCAAGAAGAGUAGGAGGAGGAAGAAGAAGCAGGCGCCUGAGGCCACGUCACCAGAUGCGGAGGCGGGGUCGUAGAAGGGGAAACUUUCAUUUGUACCGAUUUGUAGCCCGUUUCGUUGUCAUUGCUACGAUUCGAUCAAUCCGCACUUUUGCAAGCACAAG
Jaminaea rosea is the source of this 6280-nucleotide messenger RNA. RefSeq names its product ARM repeat-containing protein. Gene Ontology annotation, molecular function: protein phosphatase regulator activity. The coding region runs from base 260 to 6193 and encodes 1977 amino acids. The record is from RefSeq and is a predicted model, not a curated record. NCBI's taxonomy places the organism in Eukaryota, Fungi, Basidiomycota, Exobasidiomycetes, Microstromatales. The transcript has a single exon. Gene Ontology annotation, biological process: protein dephosphorylation.